Gasterosteus aculeatus aculeatus (three-spined stickleback) is the source of this 911-nucleotide messenger RNA. The record is from RefSeq and is a predicted model, not a curated record. NCBI's taxonomy places the organism in Eukaryota, Metazoa, Chordata, Actinopteri, Perciformes, Gasterosteidae.
CCCAACAUGCUAAGAGGGGCGGGGGGCAGAUGGGGGUGAAACAACUGGACAGGAAGACAGAUCCAGAUCGAUUAGGCCGAGGUAAAGAGACACCAUCGAACUUCGCUGAAGAAACGUUGUUUUUGUUUGUUUUUUCUGUCCCCGUUAGGCGUCUUUACGCACACUCAUCAUCCUGUUCUCGCGAAAACCAAGAAGAUGCCCAAAUCCUUACCGCGUGCAUUCCCAAGCUCCUUCCUGUGGCUGGCAUCUUUAGUCGCUUUGAUGGUGCAGUCGGUGCUCUCUUCCUCCUACUCUUCUUCCUCCUCCUCCUCCUCCUCCACAUAUCAGAGAUCCGUGGCCGGUGGGAAGCGGCCGGGCUUCACGGAGAGGACGCUGGUCCUCCUGGAUGUCAACACCCGCAGUCCGAUCCGAGUCCUCAACGACAACUUCCUUUCCGUGCAGCUGGACCCUUCGAUCAUCAAAGACGGCUGGCUGGACUUUCUGAGCUCCAAGCGCCUCGUGACCCUCGCGCGCGGCCUGUCUCCGGCCUUCCUGCGCUUCGGCGGGAAGCGAACCGACUUCCUGCAGUUCAACAACCAGAAGAACCUGGCUAAAUUCAGAGGCCCGGGGCCAGACUACUAUCUGAAGAACUACGAGGACGACAUAGUGCGCAGUGACGUUGCACUGGACGAGCAGAAGGGCUGCAAACUGGCCAACCACCCCGACAUAAUGCUGGAGCUGCAGAGGGAGAAAGCCGCCACCACGCAGCUCGUCCUGCUGAAAGAGCAGAUGUCCAACAUCUACAGCAACAUCACGAUAACAGGUCUUUAGACAAACUGUACAAUUUUGCCAACUGUGCCGGUCUGCACCUGAUCCUCGGUCUCAACGCGCUGCACAGAAACCCAGACAACUCCUGGAACACCUCCUCGACG